Molecule: messenger RNA, 2207 nt
Organism: Osmerus eperlanus (European smelt)
Lineage: Eukaryota; Metazoa; Chordata; Actinopteri; Osmeriformes; Osmeridae
Gene: zbtb7a
Product: zinc finger and BTB domain containing 7a
Biological process (GO): regulation of transcription by RNA polymerase II
Molecular function (GO): DNA-binding transcription factor activity, RNA polymerase II-specific; RNA polymerase II cis-regulatory region sequence-specific DNA binding; protein binding
Source: RefSeq, a predicted model, not a curated record
AUGAAGAGGUGUCAGGAUCAGACGCACGGACGCACAGACGGCAGGACGGACCCACGAUCGGGCGCUGUGAUCGGAGGCUCAGCGGCAGGCUGGUGGAAGAUGUCGUUGGGGCCGGGGGGCGGAGCGGGGCGCCGCCUCAGAGCAGCCGGCCAAUCGGGCGGCGGCAGCGGCGGCGGCCGGGCCUGCGAGGCGGAGGAGGGGCCGGUGGGGAUCCCCUUCCCUGAGCACAGCGCUGACAUCCUGGGCAGCCUCAACAAGCAGCGGCUCAGCGGCCUGCUCUGCGACGUCCUGCUGGUCGCCCAGGAGCGCGAGUUCCCCGCCCACCGCUCCGUCCUGGCCUCGUGCUCCGCCUACUUCCACAAGCUCUUCACCUCCGCCGCCGCCGACCAGCAGAACGUCUACGCGCUGGACUUCCUGUGCGGCGAGGCGCUGGCCGCCAUCUUGGACUUUGCCUACACGGCCACCCUGACGGUCAGCCGGCGCAGUGUGGCGGACAUCUUGAGCGCCGCCCGGCUCCUGGAGGUCCCGCCCGUACAGGAAGUGUGCACGCACCUGCUGGAUACCAAAGUGCUCUCCCCCCGCUGGUGAGCAUGCUCAGCGGGAAGUGAGCGAGGAGAGGAGAAGGAGGACGAGGAAGAGGGGACGGGGGGGAGCAGGAGGGGGGGAGCAGGGGAGGCGGUUGCCAGCGCGCGGGAGUAUCUCGAGUACUUCCAGAGGGGGGCGACGUGGAGCAGCAGCUGCAGUACCCCAGAGCUCAGGGACAUCCCCACACACCUGCACUGUAACCUGGGCAACGGUACCCACAGCAACGGGGGGGCAGGGGGCCCCAACCCGCACUACUCCCCCCUGGCCCGGGCUCUGGCCCCCGAGGAAGAGGAGGAGGAAGACGAGGAGGAGGAAGGGGAGAUGGGGGACACCAGAGGACAUGCUGCGUGGGCCCAGGGGAACGGAGGAGGGGCAGGGGGAGGAUUCUUCCCCCCGGCCCAGAACGGACACCACUUCUACCUUCCGUGAGCCCAAGGGCGAGCAGGGGCAGAGGGGGAGAGGGGGGGCGAGAGGGAGAGGGGGUCGGCCAGCGCCCUCCUGCAGAAGAUGAUGGACUCCAUCGAGAGGCAGAAGGAGCGCGUGGCGGCGGGGGAGGAGCCCAACCAGGAGGAGGACCCCGACGUGGAGUUUUACUUGAAUUACUUUAACAGCGCCCAGAGCGAGGACCCCGCCUCCGCCGUCGCCAUGGCGCAGGGCCUCCUGCCCCUGUGGGCCUCGCGGGGGGGCGGGGCGCAGGAGAGGGGGGGCGGGGGGGCAGCGAAGAGAGGGGCCGGCGACAGGGUGGGUGGAGGAGGAGAGAGAGGAGAGAGAGGAGGAGGAGGCGGGGGAGGAGGAGAGAGGAAGAUGCGUUCCAAGGCGUUCCAGAAGUGCCCCAUCUGCGCCAAGGUGAUCCAGGGGGCGGGGAAGUUACCCCGCCACAUCAGGACCCACACCGGCGAGAAGCCCUACGAGUGCUGUAAAGUACGCUUCACCAGACAGGACAAGCUGAAGGUCCACAUGCGGAAGCACACCGGAGAGAAGCCCUACCUAUGCACGCAGUGCGGCGCGGCCUUCGCCCACAACUACGACCUGAAGAACCACAUGCGCGUGCACACCGGCCUGCGACCCUACCAGUGCUCCAGCUGCUUCAAGACUUUCGUCCGCUCCGACCACCUCCAUCGGCACCUGAAGAAGGACGGGUGCAACGGCAUACCUUCCCGGAGGGGCCGCAAGCCGCGGGUGCGAGACCCCGGGUCCCUGGAGGUCCCCCUGGGCCCCGCGGGAGCCGGCCUGGGGCCCAGGGUCGGGGGGCGCGGGGGCCGGGGGCGGAGGCGUCUGGAGGUGGCCUCGGUCGCCGCAACGGUGGAGGGGGGGGCCAGGGGGGCCCUGCCUCGCAGUCCCCCGCCCCAGGAGAGGCAAGGCCAGCCCGGGCCCUGAGGCAGCGUGGGGUGGGGGGUGAAGGGGGGGAGGUGGGGAGGGUGUUGGAGGGACUAGGAGGGAGGCCACCGUCAUCGCAGCCCCGGCGCCUCCAUCGACCUGGGAGGAGAGACAAACUAAAUCACGCAGAUGUGAACGUUUUGGAGAAAGAAAAAAACAACACAAAACAAACACAAAAAAAAAAAACUACAACUAACUAUUCCUCUAUAAACCAAAUCAGGGUGUCACAAAAUCUAAUCUCUUAA